Mobula hypostoma (lesser devil ray) is the source of this 1721-nucleotide messenger RNA. It is a transcript of the gene tspo, whose product is annotated as translocator protein. The record is from RefSeq and is a predicted model, not a curated record. NCBI's taxonomy places the organism in Eukaryota, Metazoa, Chordata, Chondrichthyes, Myliobatiformes, Myliobatidae. The transcript is spliced from 4 exons. Gene Ontology annotation, cellular component: mitochondrial outer membrane. The coding region runs from base 618 to 1112 and encodes 164 amino acids.
GCUGUAACAUGCACCAUCCUAGAGUCUGCCCCUACGCUGCCCACUGCGGGACUGACACCGGCUCCAACUCGGGUACUUCCGCCACACGGACCCCUCCGCCUUUUUCGUUCCAACUUUAAUUUCUCCGGAGGCCCGAACACCGUUACAGGUCCGAAGCCGGCUGGUUGUAAGGAAGUACUGCGGCGGCCCGGAAACACUACCCACCAAGCCUGGUGGCGAGGUCGCUGAGCUGGGCCGGGGAAGCCGUGACAGUGCUCAGAGAGGCGGGGACCCGUUCCCUUCACUCGGCGACACUCUACUGUCUCAGAGCACCGGGACCCUCCCCGGCGCGCAAAAGCGACGGCAGCUCCCCGCUCGGGGAGAGCGGACUUGUUCACUGAAAAUGAUCAGAGCGCAUUGUCUCACCGGGCGAGGAGUGGGUACCAACCAGAGGAGAGCCACAGGGAGAAGGACCCGGCCUGUCAUUCGCCGCCCCGCCCUCUGUCGCUGCCCCGCGUUAAUUGGACGCUCACACCCCGCCCUGGCCUUAGUGCGGCCGCCAAGGUCACGGAAUUUGGGAGUUUGUUCUCCACGGACGGAGCUGCACCCAGGAGUGUAACAGGGUGACAAUAUCGAGCAUGGCACCUGUAUGGGCUCAGAUUGCUGGAUUUGCCACAUUUCCUCAUGUUGGGGGAUUUUUGGGAUGGUAUGUUACAAGAUCACAAGUCACGACAUGGUAUGAGAGCCUGAAGAAGCCGUCGUGGUGUCCACCUAAUAAGGCGUUCCCUGUAGCAUGGACUGCAUUGUACACAGGAAUGGGCUAUGCAUCGUACCUGGUGUGGAAAGAGCAAGGAGGUUUCACACGUGAAGCACUUGCCCCACUUGGCAUCUAUGGGAUUCAGCUGGCUUUAAAUUGGACCUGGACUCCAAUAUUUUUUGGUGCACACAGACUAAAGCUGGCUUUGGCCAAUAUUCUUUGUCUGGACGGAGCUGUAAUAGCAACAAUGGUUUCCUGGUAUCCCAUCAACAGGACAGCCACAUUACUCAUGGCACCAUAUCUUGCCUGGCUGACACUUGCCUCAUGUCUUACCUAUUGUAUCUGGAGGGACAACCCUGAAAAGAAAACAAAGUGAGAAUGCAGUUCAGUGGGUGGAGCACCUGCCUGUCAUGGUCCUUCCAACCUAGUCCGCCAAACACAAAGGACAAAUUGCUGGGGAGAGUAUGACCGCUGUGCUUCUUGUUUGUUUGUGAUACUAUAGAAUACAGACUUGAAAUUGCUGAAUGUUUGUGCCAGGUUAAUGUGUGAAAUGUGGACUAACAACUUUUAAAAAAGGAACUUGGAGCAUUUGAAACUUGCCCCUUUAAUACUUCUAGUACAUUAUUGGAGAGGAAAAGAUUUCGGAGAGACAAACUCCAGACGGUAGUGUAGUGCUUGGCACCGUGGUAAUGUAGUGGUUAGUGCGACACUACUACAGCUUGGGGUGUUUCAGAGUUCAGAGUUCAGCUCAGAUUCCUCUGUUGGGAGUCUCUCUAUGUCCUCCCCGUGGAAUGUGUGAGUUUCUCUGGGUGCUCUGGUUUCCUCCUACAGUCUAAAGGCUCACUAGGUAGGUUAAUUGGUCAUUGUAAAUUGUCCCGUGAUUAGGUUAGGGUUAAAUUUGACUUGUUGGGGGUUGCUGGACAGUGUGGCUGGAAAGGUCUGUUCUAUGCUGUAUCUCUAAAUAAAUAAAUAGAAAAUAAAUAAA